UCGCGCUUCCGCCGACCCCACCUGCACGAUCAUGACAAGUGAUGCGAACCUCAACUUAGCGAGAAGACUUUGCAGGGCCCAAGUCUUAGCAAGAUCUCGCUGUGAAAUGUAAGGCAUGCCGUCUUGGAAAACAUGGAGCCAAUAAAGAGAUCACUGUCAAAUAGGUCAAUGAGACUGGGUGCGAGCGAGGCCGAUGCCAGGUCAUGGGGGGGUUCAUCAGGAGAAGGCGAGCUGGAGACAGACUCGUUGCUGCUACGAAAGGACGACAACUUGUACGAGAAUGAGUUUGAGGAGGUCACCCUCGCAGCAGAAAGGAACUUGCCUCAAGCUUUGCCUUCUGUACGGUUGAAACGGCCCCACGGUGGGCCCUUAGCAGCUCCACAGUCUGCAUCUCAGAAUGUCCGAAAAGCUUCAACAUCAGUGCCAACCGUGCCUACGAAAACAGUGGUGGUGGAUGAUGGGUACAGAAAUGGAAAUGCGGUGUCGGCGAAAUCCCCACCAUCGUCGUCGCCAAUGGUGAAUGGGGGGGGGAAUGGGGGGAACCGAAAUGUUGGAGGGCGCAAAGCAAAUGCGGAAGUUACAGCUGUUGCAGAUUCUGGGACUCGUUCAGAUUCCUCUCUCAUUAGCUCCUUGGGAAUCCGAUCAGGCCAUCGAUUUGUCACGGAAAUAGGAGCGGUGGAGAUUGAAAACAUGGAGAAGAUGAUGACAAAUGCGGCAAAGGAGGCAGCAGUUCGGGAAAGCAAGGACGGUUCAAAAAAGGGCAGUGAGCGGCAGCAGCAGAGCACACUGCAUCUCCAGCCUUUCUCUUAUAUGCCAAGACGGUUUGAACACGGCGGCGGUGCAGAAAGCUCCGAUGACAGUGACGGUGGCUCAGAUGGCGAGGGGGAGGAGAGAGAUGCUGAUGGGUCGGCUGCGGACUUGUCCUUGCAAAUGCCAUAUACAAGAGAGGUUAGCCGCGGGAGCGAUACCAGAGAAGUUCCAAGUACGGGUCUGGGCACUGUCGUGGGCCGAAGCCAGUUGGCGAAUGAAGCUGGCUACGAGGUGCCCCCAGGUAACAGAGGUAACGGAGACGGUGACGAGUUGGAGAUGGAUCAUGGCUUUGGGAAAAAGGUGAAGGACCCCAAAUCGCUGGCGACAAGCAAGAGCGGUCAAUGCUUCACAUUGAUCUUGGUUGUCCUGGUGCUAGUAAUGGCCUACUUCUACCUUCGGUCAAGCACGGCUGCCCCAAAGGCAAAGGGUGGAGUGUGGGAGACAAAGCUUCUGAGAGGACAGCGAUCUGUAUUUGAGGAGGCAACGGGGAAAACCUUCCUGUUUCUAGAAGCGCAGAGGUCAGGUAAACUGCCUGUGAAUAACCGGGUGCCCUGGCGGGGUGACUCUGGGUUGUCGGACGGCAAGGAAGUAAAGAGAGAUCUAACGGGUGGUUACUACGACUCAGGGGAUAGCAUAAAGUUCAAUUUCCCAAUGGCUUUCACCAUCACCAUGCUCUCGUGGGGAGUGGCGGAGUACAAACAUAUGUUUGGCUCGGAGAUCGACCGUGCUACGGAAGCGAUAAAAUGGGGUACUGACUACAUUCUCAAAUGUUGGGACAAGGACAAUGAGAUUCUUUUUGUACAGGUAGGCGAUCCUGAAUUGGAUCAUCCCUGUUGGUUGCGGCCAGAAGACACGACAAUCCCCAGGAAGGCGAUGGCUGUGAAUGCUUCCCAUCCAGGAUCUGAUGUUGCAGGUGAAAUGUCUGCUGCCUUGGCUGCGGCUUCAAUUGCCUUGGGAAAUGUGAAUGAGACGUACCGUCAUCUGCUUCUGUCCACCGCAGCUGAUCUUUGUGAAUUUGCCAUGAAGUACAAGGGCUACUACACUGAAAGCGUUCCAUCGGCGAUACAUUUCUACAACUCGACGGAAUAUGAAGACGAACUCCUGUGGUGCAAUGCGUGGCUGUAUCGAGCUACAGGAAAUGUGGAGUACUUGGAGUAUGCGGCAGAUCUGACUCAGACUCACCAGAGCUUUGAGUUCAGCUGGGACUCUAAGCACGCAGGUCUGCACGUGCUCAUCACAACAUUGCCGGAUUCGCUGAGGAUGAAUGCUCUUGGCAAGGUGUCUCAGAAAGACCUUGAUGGGUACAGUGCGUUGGCGGAACAAUUUACAUGCUUUCAGAUGUCCAAUCAGAACCCCUCGACUACGGCAGGGUUAGCUUUUUUGCGACCGGGCGAUCAGCUGGAGUACGUUGCUGCGUCCGUGUUUAUCGUCCUCAUCCAUGCAGAUUUCCUGAAGACGAAAAGCAAACAGCUCGGUCUGUGCAAGUCCGAUCCAGAUCGAGCCAUAAAGUGGGUUCAGUACCAGUCAGAGUACGUUCUCGGGAAUAAUCCCCUCGGCAUGAGCUACAUGGUUGGGCUUGGAGAAAAAUACCCGUUUCAUGUGCAUCAUCGGGGUGCAUCUAUCGCGGUCCCGGGAACUGCGAAUGACAUUGUUCCAAAGGAUGCGUACACGUGUAAAGGAGGUAGGUACUGGCUCAACACCACCAACCCAGAUCCUAAUGUCAUCAGCGGGGCUAUUGUUGGGGGUCCAAGUCAAGACGAUCAAUUCCUCGAUAUACGACUCAACUAUACUCAGUCAGAACCCUCGACAUACAUUUCUGGAGUCUUCUCUCCAGUGUUUGCUCGACUAACACAGCACAGCUUCACUGGACAGAUUCCUACGGCCGUUCCAACGUAGUCAGUUGGUUUGCAUUUGCGUUUGGCUUUUAGAGCUUGGCUUGCUACCAUGAUUGCGACAGGAUGAAUCCUUCACUGUGGUUUCUCCUGCUAACUUUUCAAAUAAUGUUAAUUUAAGAAGAUAGGGUACACCGUGUUCGCUGAUUGUAUCCUUGUCCAUUCCGAAGCAUCCUGACAUAUAAGAGGGAUUCUGUGCCCCAUCUCCGUUGAUUGGGCCGCAAGCGGCCACAGGUUCUUGCUUCUUCUCCUCAGGAUUGGUCAAAAGCGUUUGCCAAGUCCUUUUCUCCGUCUCAUCACGACUGAUUGUAACCGUCGAUUGGCGCUGGAUAGAAAUUCGAUGGAUUGUAUGUUGGAAAAGUCUGUCAUGCAUAUGGCUAUGCAUACUGUACCAGUGUACCCUAUCAACCCGUAUAUAUAUUUGGAGAGAGAGAGAGAGAGAGAGAGAGAGAGAGAGAGAGAGAGAGAGAGAGAGAGAGAGAGAAGGGAAGGGGGGGGGGGGGGGGGGGUAGAGGGGAGGUGGUUGUCAAGCUUCUUGCAUGUGUAAGUAGUUGAGCAGUUUGUUGCAUCUGAAAUUCUGAUGUGGUUUUGUGUCUUGGGGGGGUAGCGGUGACUCCGAGGUGGUUGUGGAGCUGCUUGCUUGUGUAUGUAGCUGAGCAGUUGGUUUCUUCUGAUGUGCUUUUGGUCUCCUUUUGCUGGAGGGCAGAGCAUCGCCAUGCUUUGGAAUAAGUGAUCGUUGUUGAGUGCAGUUAGUGGGCGGAUCAUAGAGUUUGACUAGCAGAGAUAUGCAUUGCACGGCUUGAAAGGUGUUUCCUUCUGUGCUCUGCAUCUGUGGUGUUGUCUGAUCUCUUAACUCGACUUCCAACCUUAGCCUUCUUUCUAGCUUUUUCUAUGCUUGUCAGGCGUAUGCAUAUGAGUGAAUGAGUACUGGGACAGGCGCUUCUGUUCAUUUAAUCUGCGUGCAUGGAUGUGUGUGCACUUCAAUCGCGUCUUUGCUUGCCAUCUGGGAAAUCUUUCUCCAAUGUUGAUGUCAUUGGUCACUCUCUCCCUAAGGCAAAUCCGAUUGAGUAAUUAUGGCAUUGCAAUUGCUAUUGGACUCUUGUAUUUGAUUUAACUGACUGGCGAACAUUGUUUGCACAGUUGGUUGAAAAGCCUCACAUGUGUGUUUGUGUGUGUGUGUGUGUGUGUGCGUGUGCGUUAUCAUGUUCGCUCUAUGCAAAUCCACAAAAAAAGCAUGACUGUGCCAGACUGUU
Molecule: messenger RNA, 3955 nt
Organism: Chara braunii
Lineage: Eukaryota; Viridiplantae; Streptophyta; Charophyceae; Charales; Characeae
Source: the annotation of a GenBank genome assembly